AAAGUAAAAAGUAUGAAUAUCCUCCUCCACCCUUUCUUCCCCUCUCUCUGGUUGUCCCUUUACGCGUAUUAUUUUGUGGUUUCGACCUAUAUAUAUCCUCCAUUUUCUUCCACUCUUCCAUAGCAGGUGCACCCUAGUUUCUCCAGCACCUGUUAUUUUUCUUAAAGAACACACAUUUCAUUUCCCUCAAUCACCCUCCCUAUAUACACACUUAAAUUUCUUAUAUUCUUGAUUUUCUUGUUUGAUAAUUCAAUUUUUUGUUGGAAAAAAAAUGCCUUCUAUUAGUGAGGAAUUGCUUCUGCCCUCAACGCCGGGGAAGUUUAAGGAUAAAUCACACGCAAUGCACAGACAAUUCUACCGGUGUUUUGCUUCGACGAGUACGAUGUUCUUGUGGGCACUUUUCUUGGUGGCGUUGACGGCGUCGUAUUUGAGUUUCCAGUCGUUCGUGGAUUCCGGUAACAAGUACUUCUCUGCCACGAGGGGCGGCGUACACUGGGAAAAACAGGUCAAAACCUCGGCUCGGGUCCACCGACGGAAUGGGUUCUCCGUGCUAGUUACCGGCGCCGCCGGUUUCGUCGGCUCCCACGUGUCUCUCUCCCUGAAAAAGCGCGGCGACGGCGUUGUUGGGCUUGACAAUUUCAACAAUUACUACGAUCCUGCAUUAAAAAAAGCCAGAAAAAAAUUGCUAAAUUCGCAGAAUAUAUUCAUCGUGGAGGGCGAUGUGAACGAUGCGCGCAUGAUAGCAAGACUAUUCGAAAUUGUGCCCUUCACCCACGUGAUGCACCUGGCUGCGCAGGCAGGGGUACGAUACGCCAUAGAGAAUCCGCACUCGUACGUGCACAGUAAUAUUGCGGGAUUGGUCACUCUUCUCGAAGCAUGCAAAAACGCGGAUCCACAGCCUGCAAUUGUGUGGGCCAGCUCCAGUUCGGUUUACGGGUUGAACGAGAAAGCCCCGUUUUCAGAAUUGGAUAGAACCGACCAGCCAGCUUCAUUGUAUGCCGCGACCAAGAAAGCCGGCGAAGAAAUAACCCACACAUACAAUCAUAUUUACGGGUUGUCAAUUACCGGGUUGCGGUUUUUCACUGUUUACGGCCCGUGGGGAAGACCCGACAUGGCGUAUUUCUCCUUCACCCGAAAUAUUCUACAGGGAAAGCCAAUAACAAUUUACCGGGGCAAGAAUCGGGUCGACUUGGCCCGGGAUUUCACCUACAUUGAUGACAUUGUUAAAGGCUGCGUGGCGUCGUUGGAUACCGCGAAAAAGAGUACCGGGUCGGGUGGGAAGAAAAGGGCAGCCGCACAAUAUCGGAUCUAUAAUCUGGGUAAUACGUCGCCAGUGACAGUUCCGAUGAUGGUCGGAAUUCUUGAAAGACAUUUGCAGGUAAAAGCAAAGAAGAAUGCCAUUACAAUGCCCGGAAACGGUGACGUUCCGUUCACCCAUGCAAAUAUAAGCUUGGCCCGAAGGGAACUCGGGUACAGACCCACAACCGAUUUGCAAACCGGGUUAAAGAAGUUUGUAAAAUGGUAUCUAUCAUAUUAUGGCUACAAUCACGGCAAGUCGUGAAGUUGAUAUUUUCCUUUUUACUUUUUUUAAAUUCAAGGAUGUGUGGGGGCGUAUUGGCAAGGUUAAAGAGAAUACUGCAUUCUUUUCUUGUGGAUGAUUUGGGAUGUAGUAAGUUUGACUCCCCAUCUUUAGUUUAAAGUUUUUGUCGUUUCUUUGUUGUAAAAGAUAAGAAAGUUGCACAAUUUGGCCGAACCCAAAAAUUACUUGUAAAUUAUGAUUUACA
Olea europaea var. sylvestris is the source of this 1784-nucleotide messenger RNA. RefSeq names its product UDP-glucuronate 4-epimerase 1-like. The transcript has a single exon. NCBI's taxonomy places the organism in Eukaryota, Viridiplantae, Streptophyta, Magnoliopsida, Lamiales, Oleaceae. Bases 272 to 1561 code for a protein of 429 amino acids. The record is from RefSeq and is a predicted model, not a curated record.